This is a messenger RNA of Tachysurus vachellii, 1499 nucleotides long. It is a transcript of the gene tnfsf13b, whose product is annotated as TNF superfamily member 13b. The transcript is spliced from 7 exons. Gene Ontology annotation, cellular component: membrane. Gene Ontology annotation, biological process: immune response. NCBI's taxonomy places the organism in Eukaryota, Metazoa, Chordata, Actinopteri, Siluriformes, Bagridae. Gene Ontology annotation, molecular function: tumor necrosis factor receptor binding; receptor ligand activity. The record is from RefSeq and is a predicted model, not a curated record. Bases 149 to 943 code for a protein of 264 amino acids.
CUUAUACACAUGCGCAGACAUGCACACACUUUCUCUUUUUGUUGUGCAGAGUUCUCUCUUCACUUUGUGAUGAGGCAAACACAAGGACGAAAUCAUUAAGUGCCUGAAAACAGAGUAGCUUGUGUAAAUCACACUGAAACUGUGGAUAAUGCGUGCACUGGGAGCUGCUCCAGUUCAGGUGGAGGGUCAGAGGCUUUCGUGGGUUGGUAUGGUUUUGACUGUGCUGGUGAUUACCUCCUCUUCGCUAUCAGCGCUGUCCCUAUACCACAUGCUGGCUCUGCAUGCAGAGGUGGAAGUGCUGAAGAGCGAGGUGAGCCGCAGGAGAGAAGGUUGCAGAGACACACCGGUGGAAAGCAUGAGAGGACCCCAGCACCAGCAACGUGAGGAUGAUGCCAACACAGCCCCGGUGAGGAACAGUGUGGUGCCUCCUAGAAUGCAAACAGAAGCUUCUGGAAGGCAGCAAGAACAGUUAAGGUUGAAGAAGAGAAGUCUGGGAACACUUCAGCCGUUCUUGCAGAUGAUACCAGACAGCAAGAGGGCGACCUUUCAGAAAGACUUUGCAAUGGAGAAACACACUGGCAUUCCGUGGCAGGCUGGUCUACAGCGAGGCGAGGCUCUUGAGGCGGAUCAGGAUGUCAUAGUGGUUAAAGAGGAGGGCUAUUACUUCAUUUACAGUCAGGUUUAUUUUCAAGACCCGCAUUAUGCAAUGGGCUACAUCAUGAUCCGCAUGAAAAAGCAUGUGGUCGGGGACGAGAGUCAACAUGUUGUUCUGUUCCGCUGCAUCCAGACCAUGAACGUGAAGGUUCCCUAUAACACCUGCUACACAGGAGGGAUAGUGAAGCUAGACGUUGGAGACACAGUGGAGCUGCUUAUACCUCGACCCACAGCAAGCCUCUUUCUGGAUGGAGACUGCACCUACAUGGGAGCCAUCAAACUGGCCUGAUUUACAUAUAUGGCGUUUGGCAGAUGCUCUUAUCCAUAGUGACUUACAUUUAUCUCAUUUAUACAACUGAACAAUUAAGAGCCUUGCUUAAUGGCCCAGUAGUUGCAGCAUGGUGGCCUUGGGAUUCACAAACUUCCACAACCUUCUGAUCCGAUCAGUAGUCCAAUGCCUUAACCACUCAGCUACUGUACAAAAUAGUAGAAAUGAGACACCAGCUUGUACUGCUUUUGGAAAUCUCAGUACACAGGGUACUUUCUUUAACUAACCUGUAGAGACCUGUAUUGUGUAUUAACUUUUAGGAGGUGGGGAACUACACAAGAUUUCACAUAUGGAGGUUGAUAGAGGUGGAUAUGGAGGUGUGAGCAAAUUAAAUGCAAAUUGGCUGUGGUAAAUUUUCUAUCAGUGUGAAUUAGUGUAUGAAUAGGUGUGUACAUGGUGCCUGGUGAUGGACUGGUGUCCCAGCUGGUAUGAAUCCCACCUUGCAGCUAAGGUUCCAGGGAUUGGCUUUGGAAAGCACUGCAACCCUGACCAGAAUAAAGUGGAUACUGAAGAUGAA